Molecule: messenger RNA, 576 nt
Organism: Maudiozyma barnettii
Lineage: Eukaryota; Fungi; Ascomycota; Saccharomycetes; Saccharomycetales; Saccharomycetaceae
Gene: CDC36
Product: CCR4-NOT core subunit CDC36
Exons: 1
Coding region: 1-576 (191 amino acids)
Biological process (GO): regulation of DNA-templated transcription; nuclear-transcribed mRNA poly(A) tail shortening
Cellular component (GO): CCR4-NOT core complex; P-body
Source: RefSeq, a predicted model, not a curated record
AUGGAUAAAUUCGGUUUGAAAGCAUUAGUUCCCCUGGUGGAAUUGAACCAAACAGAAGAAACAAAAGAGUAUGAUCAUUCCAUGACGAUUGGUACAGAUUUAUCGUGCAUGUCAUAUUCGCUAGGUAUUCCAAAAGGUGACAAGAGACAGAGAGUACUGGAUACAUUUCAAUCACCUUGGGCAGAAACGUCUAGAAGUGAAGUGGAACCUGCAUUUUACAGUCCCGAAUCAUUUCGUGAUAUUCCUGACGUUUUACAAUCGAAAGUUACACCACCUUCAUUCGACUCAGUACAAACCGAUCAACAACGUGUAGCAUUAUUUCAAGAUGAAACAUUGUUUUAUCUGUUUUAUAAGCAUCCUGGAACAGUCAUCCAGGAACUAACAUACUUAGAACUAAGAAAACGUAAUUGGAGGUAUCACAAAACAUUAAAAGCAUGGUUGACCAAAGAUCCGAUGAUGGAACCUAUAGUUUCGCAGGACGGUCUUAGUGAGAGAGGAUCAUAUGUGUUUUUUGAUCCCCAAAGAUGGGAGAAAUGUCAAAGAGAUUUUUUACUCUUUUAUAAUGCCAUUAUGUAA